Trematomus bernacchii (emerald rockcod) is the source of this 4751-nucleotide messenger RNA. RefSeq names its product bromodomain containing 8. The transcript has 18 exons. NCBI's taxonomy places the organism in Eukaryota, Metazoa, Chordata, Actinopteri, Perciformes, Nototheniidae. Bases 76 to 2568 code for a protein of 830 amino acids. Gene Ontology annotation, molecular function: protein binding. Gene Ontology annotation, cellular component: NuA4 histone acetyltransferase complex. The record is from RefSeq and is a predicted model, not a curated record.
GAUUUGGGUUCCAUUUGUGUGUUCCACUGAAACCUGUCCGGCGGAAGUUGUGCUCACGGCCUUAACACAAAAGAAAUGACGAGCGGUAUCGGCAAACACAAGAUACUGAAUGUGGGGCCGACAGAGCCAUGGUCAGUCAGGGAGAAACUGUGCCUGGCCUCCUCUGUUAUGAGGAGUGGAGACCAAAACUGGGUGUCUGUAAGCAGAGCCAUCAAGCCUUUCUCAGAGCCCGGCCGUCCACCUGACUGGUUCUCACAGAAGCACUGUGCCUCACAAUACUCUGAGCUGCUCGAGGCCACAGAAGCACCAAAGCGAAAGCGUGGUGAGAAGGGUGAGGUGGUGGAAACCAUUGAAGAUGUCAUCGUUCGUAGGCUAACCACAGAGAGGAUAGAGGAGCUGAAAAAGCUACUGCGGGACACACAGGAGAAGUACAGGAAGUUGAAGAAGGAUGUGGAUAUGAUUCAGACGGGUCACAUGGACUCCCAGCUGAAGGAGCUGUUGGCAGACAUAACACUAAAGAAGAAGCAGGCUGAGGACGAAGCAGAACAGAAAAGGAAAGCCACAGAAACAGCGUUUCAAGCUCGUCAGGCGAUGAAGAACACGCCUAAGCGUCUGCCCAGUGUGACCGUGCGUUCUCCUCCGGGUCCCAGCCCCCCCACCAUGGACUCUCAGAUCGACUCUUCAAUCCCCAUGGCGUCCCUGGAUACAGGAAGUGUGGCCUCCGAUGACACCACCCCCACCUCCACCCUCUCAGUUGCCCAGGGGGUCGGGGUGUUUCUCCCUGCGGUGGAUGCGUCAGGGCCCAAAGACGGAGGCCUGGUCGCUCUGAUGGACGACUCCCCGCAGAAGAGGCUCCUCGCCCAGAAGACCACGCCGCCGCCCUCGCCUCUCCUGUCAGAACUGCUGAAGAAAGGCAACCUCAUCUCAGCCAGCCCCCGCAUGGUUGUGGAGACAGACUCUGCAGGGAGCCUCACCAACGGAGUACAGACAGCCACUGUAGCCACUGCCUUACCACCGGCUCAUGAGGUCAUCACAGAGGGUGAAGCAGAAGCUGCAGUGAAGGCGGAGCUUGGGGAGGAGGAGGGGCUAGUGGAAGAAGACAUCGUCGCUGUGCCCUACAUGGAAGAUGAACUGGACCUGGAGACCGUCGGAGACAUCAUCGCCAUCAUAGAGGAGAAGGUGGAUGACUCUGAGGAGGCGUUGGAUGCAGCAGCAGUGGAAGCCGCUCUCUCUCUGUGUGAAGAGUCCGGCUCAGAGGGACACACCCUCCCCGGCCCCUGGGAGACCCAGGCCUCAGACGCAGGGCCCUCUGUCCCAGACUCUGACCCCCCUCAGGAGCCUCAGGAUGGGGCCGCGAUGUCGGCCCUGAUGCCUGCAGGCAUGGAGAGCCAGAAUCAAGCUGAGGCUAAAAGAGAACAGCAGCUAAAGGGAAACUGUGAGGGACCGGAGGCGACAGGAAGUAAUGUCACUUCUUCUGUCACCUCUGACGACUGUGCGACAGGGAGUGAGGGUGCAGCGGGGAAGGAUCCAACUGAAGCCACGAUCAAAAGUGAAGGAGAGGAAUGGAGCCAGCCGGAGCCCAACCCCCCCUGCCUCGACUCUGAGGACAGCUCUGUGUCUGGGAGAGAGUCCAAGGAGGUGAAGGAGGAGGAGGUGGGGAGUGAUGGCGACCCAGACGAGGGGAUGGAGCUGAAGGAGGAGUGUGGGGAGGGGGAGGGUCCCUAUCUGUCCGAGGUGGAGCGGGCAGCCAGCGAGAGUGAGGACGGGUACGGCCCCCCCUCCCAGCGCUACACAGCGGACUCUCUGGCCAGCAGCCCGGCCUCUUCCUCACAGCUAUCUACCUGUGGAGAGGACCAGGAGGCGGUGCAGGCCCAGAAGAUCUGGAAGAAAGCCAUCAUGCUGGUGUGGAGAGCCGCAGCCAACCACAGGUACGCCAGUGUCUUCCUGCAGCCUGUGUCAGAUGACAUCGCCCCUGGCUACCACAGCAUUGUACACAGACCCAUGGAUCUGUCGGCCAUCAAGAAGAACAUCGAGUCGGGCGUGAUCCGCACCACGGCCGAGUUCCAGCGCGACAUCAUGCUGAUGUUCCAGAACGCCGUCAUGUACAACUCGUCGGACCACGACGUGUUCCACAUGGCGCUGGAGAUGCAGCGGGACGUCCUGGAGCACGUGCAGCAGUUCCUGGCCACGCAGCUCAUCAUGCAGACCUCGGAGAGCGCCAUCUCCGCCAAGAGCCUCCGCGGCAGGGAGGGCAACCGUAAGCCCGGAGAGCCGGCCGAGAAGGACAGUGUCCCAAUGGCCUCUCCUGCUUUCCUUCUCUCUCUCUUUGUAAGUAUUCAGGUGCUCAGUCAGAUUUCACAAGAACCGUGCCACGCUCCGCACACAAGUGACUCAACGCAAACACACACACAUGAUAUAUAUAUAUAUAUAACACACAUCUGUCUCCGCCUCAUCUCAUCUUCCUCUUUUUUUCAAUUCAGUUCUAUCUUAGUGCCAUUUAAGGAAGCAAAACUACUCCAAAAGAAAACUAGAAAGUGUUUAAGUCAUGAUUUGAGCCAUUUUAACUGACUACUAUUAUUGGUAUUAAACUAUAAUAAUGCACAUGCAAAUAUUCAACAAAAAAAAAAUCCCUUUGGAAACAGAUUUCCUAUAUAUCUAGUUAGAAUUUGACUUAAAGCCUCUGUGACACUAAAUGUUAACUUCAUAGGAAACAAUCAGAGCUGAGAAGAGCUAAGGCAAAAAUAUAGACACAGACAUGAAUUGACUUCACGCCUCAUAGUGAGGAGCCAGAAAAAAAGUUUUUCCUGGCAUUUCAAAAAGAUGGUUAUUCUAGUUUGUCUCCUCUUUGUGGAAGUAGAUAUCUAGUCAGGUUUUAAAAACGCUGUAAAAAGAAAAAUGGUAUGUUGGUCUAACUUUAAGGGGUACUAAACUUUAGUGUCAAAUAGAGUGGGGCAGGAAUGAGUCCUAAACCCAGAAAUGGGUUAUGGAAAAUGGGAGAUUUAGACACCAAUAUGUCAGUAAACACUGCCGCUUUUAAGUGUCAUGUAAAAAAAAAAAACUGAAUUUAAAACUGGCGUGUGUCAAGCUCAUUUUCUGCUAUACUCCAAAAUCCAAUGUAAAAACCCUAUUGGCUUUUAGUUUAGGGAGCCGUUGCUAUGCUAACUUCCACAUAUGUCUUAACUGCACCACUCUAUAUGCAGCAGUAAGUAAAGAGAAACAUAAACAGACCAUCAGGGCUGUGUAUCUGUUUGGUAUGGAUAAAUAAAGGGCCUCUUUGUAUCUCAAUCUCUUUGACAGUUUCACACACAAGUCACACACACACACGUGCACACACACACACACACACACACACACACACACACACACACACACACACACACACUGCAGUGUCACCACUAUACACUUUAAGUUCUAUUUUCACACAACAUCCUCACCGCACACACUCACACACAGGCUCCAGUCACCUCUCAUCACCAAAGCUUCCGUCAACCUUCGGUUAUUGACCCCAUCCCGGUUUCCUGUGUUUUUCCGUUAACGUGCGUUUGUCCGUGUCUCUGCAUGUUCUAAUUUAAUUUCUCCUUAUUUUCUUUUUCAAAGUGUUUUCUUUUUUUUGGUCAUCUUCAUUUUUUAUGUUCUUCAUUUGGGAAGGACGCCUCCCAAGGUGGACCGUUUUAUUUUGCGAGUUCAAUGGUGUGAGUAGGCCCGCUGCAGAGGUCACUCUCUCCAGCUGACCUCUGACCUCCACAGCCUUAUAUGAACUUCUCUUUCUUGCUCUCUCUUCUUCUCUUGCUCUGCCUCUCCUGCAGGACGGAGGCACCAGAGGUCGCCGUAGUGCCAUGGAGGCCGACCUCAAAAUGAAGAAAUGAACUGAUUUCAGAGAAAAAGACACUUAGAAAGACUCAGAAGGUGGAGCUGAAUAUUCACCGUUUUCUGGAGAGGACUGUGCCAUCUCUGUGUGCCUGGUGUGUAUAUGUACACACUUAAUUAUCUGUACUUUGAGUAUAUGUGGAUGGUAUGUGUCAGUGUGUGUGUGAGCUGCACAGGUCCCCUGUUCACUCCACUUUCCUCCAAGUAUCAUUUCACCAGCAAAGGUAGUAGCUCAUCAUUUCCCUCCGCUGAGAUGGAACACUGAAGAACUUUGAGAAGGGAAAGAGAAACAUUUUCACCAGCAAAAGUCUGUUUGCGAUCGAAUGACCAGGAUUUGAUCACGUUGAAUGGUGGAUGCAUUAAUACUAAGUCCGUUGAUUGAGUGAUUUCUGUGAGUGCCCUGCACCAAACUGUGUGUGACUGCGUGGGCUGAAAAAAAUACACAUGACAGCAACCAGGAUUGAAACGUCACAUCAUUAUGUACAGAUUCAAAAUACUACUACUAUUUCCAGUUCUGUUAAAUUGAUCACUUUAAAUGUAUCUCACAUCUUUAUAACUGGACUUGCUGCACUUUCCAUCAAUGGAACAAGAGUGUUUUUUAUUAAAGGGACAGUUUGGAUGUUAUGAAGUAGGGUUGUAGGAGUUACUUCAACAUAGUCACCUACUGUAGAUGGAGCACGCAUACCGGAGAAACAGAGCAGGAAGCGGAGUAAUGGACUGCAGUGGACAGUGGCAGCAGCAAAUCAUAUUUUAGCCGCCUAAAGGACAUGUUUUCAUUUGACCCUAACAAGGACCUGAGUUUCCAUUCAUUCAAGAGACGAUGUAAUGUGUCUAAAUAAAUCAACUUCAUAACAAGUAUAACCCAAACAUCUAAAAAAAAUUAC